Daphnia magna is the source of this 1056-nucleotide messenger RNA. RefSeq names its product C-type lectin domain family 10 member A. The transcript is spliced from 4 exons. The record is from RefSeq and is a predicted model, not a curated record. The coding region runs from base 160 to 666 and encodes 168 amino acids. NCBI's taxonomy places the organism in Eukaryota, Metazoa, Arthropoda, Branchiopoda, Diplostraca, Daphniidae.
UUUUCUUUUGAGGUCGUUCAAGAACACAACCAGAAAAUAACAUGCAUUGCCACGGACCUAACUCGGCGCUACGACGCCAAAGCAACCUAAGAAAGUGCACGCGAUUGUGACACUUCACUACCCAAAUCAUCUGAAGCCUUCAGAAGGCUUCUUUAGAAAAUGCACUUUAGAAAAUGCAUCGUUUUGUUGUUGGUUAUUUUUCUAGCUCGUGAAUCAGAUUCCCUUGUCAGACCCCGUUACUUUUGUCCUGCUGACUUUGUUCGUCUUGGUAAUGGGUGCUAUUAUUUUAGCUCGUACAUCGCUAGUUGGCAGAAUGCACAUUUUGCAUGUCGCGAUCAUGGAGCUCAGUUAGCAGUACUUGAUAGUCGCUGGGAAGACAACACAAUUCAAACGUAUCUCUCGCGCCCAGAAUUUGCUCGUUUGGAGAGAUGGAUUGGCGGAUUGUAUGACUGGAGCGGCCAGAGGUGGCUUUGGGGAGCAACGGGACAACCUAUGAGCUUCCUGGGUUUCGGAGAAUUGAGUGAAGGGCGAUUACGUGAAUGGCAUUGUGUUUACAUGGAUCCUGAACAAGGUCACAGAUGGAACCACAAACUUUGUACAAGAAACCUCCACUAUAUCUGUGAGCUACCUUUGACCAAAGCUUCCCCAGCCCAAAUUUUGCAAUGAAUUUCCUUAACAUGGAGAAAAACUAAAUUUCUAACUUACCCUGAUAUAGGUGCAAAGUGCAUCACCUUUCACCUGUCCAUUCUCAUCCCUGUAGAGUUUAAUUUUGUGUUUUCCAGUUUCCAAGUCUUUUUCAAUCAUCCCACACUUUUGCAUGAACUCAACAACCUCUUCCUCAUUUAUCUCAGUGGGAAGGUUUGUGACAUAAACCUUAGUGUUCUUGGUUUCAUCAAGUUCAAACCAACUUGGCUCACUGACUUGUUUCUUUUCUAAUUUUGGCUGUGGUUCUUUUGUGUGUAUGUGUGGUUCUGGUAUUGGUUCUGGCUCUGCAAUUACAUUUUCACCAUAACUUAACUGAUAUCGAGCAAUAAAUUCUUCAUCCAAUUUCGGAAA